Ananas comosus (pineapple) is the source of this 1067-nucleotide messenger RNA. RefSeq lists its product as uncharacterized. Gene Ontology annotation, molecular function: protein binding. NCBI's taxonomy places the organism in Eukaryota, Viridiplantae, Streptophyta, Magnoliopsida, Poales, Bromeliaceae. The record is from RefSeq and is a predicted model, not a curated record. Bases 174 to 797 code for a protein of 207 amino acids. The transcript has 2 exons.
AGUUCUCUACUCUUAAAUGGGCCUCCUAAUCCAGCCCUAUAAAAGCAACCCAAAAUCCGCUACUCUUAUGCACAGCAAAUAGAGAUAGAGAGAAGGGAGAGAGAGAGAGAUAAGGAGAGCAAAACUUAAUUUAAGGCACACACAUAGAGGGGUUCUUUGUUUGAUCGCAAUCCAUGGUGUCGUUGCAAACAACCCUCUCCUCGGAGGAGAAGAGAUCGUGUUGCAGCUUCGACAAGCCGGUGCCGAAGAAAAGGAAGUGGGAGGACGAGGAGGAGAGCGAUAGCGACUUCUUCGCGAAUGAGUUCGCGAAUGAGCCCAGGAUCAAGCAAGCGAAAGCCGAGGAGACCACGAAAGUUGAUAUCGAGCUGCACCUCGACUCUCCCUUACCGUUGGAGUGGCAGCGAUGUCUCGAUAUCAAGUCGGGCCGGAUGUACUUCUACAACACUAGAACCCACAAGAGGACCUCAAAGGACCCCAGAGAGAGCCCGGAGGAGGCCGCACCGUCGGGCCCGAGCUUGGACCUCGAGCUCAAUCUCGCCUGCGAGCCCGCGAAACCGACCCGAACCGACAAAAACCCGAAGGCGGCGCAAAACCAACCCAAAUUGCUGGCUCCGCCGCCGCCGUGGGCCGACGGAGACCACCGCGAGAUGGUGGCCGCGGUGUGCAUGCGCUGCCACAUGCUGGUUAUGAUGUGCAAGUCCACUCUCUCCUGUCCAAAUUGCAAGUUUGUGCACCCACCUAGCCAUAAUUCCCAGGGCUCACUUAACAAGCCCGGGUUUAAACUUUUAUGUUUGUGAGGAUAUUAAGAGCUAAUUUAUUUUGGUAUUAUGAAUUCGGUAGAGGUUAAUUAAUUAUAUAGGACUACAAAAAGUAAAAUUGGAAGUGAGAAAGAUAGAAAGAAUGAGAGACAUGUUGUGAUGUAAAUAUAUAUAAAAAAGGUAUAGGUCUUAAGUCCAUCUGGGAUGUUCGUAGGUUACAUAUCAGUGUGUAAUAGAUUCACCAUCUUCUAUUAAUAAGACUUAUAGUUGGUGAUUGUGGAAAAGCAAAAAAAAAAAUUUAAUUUGUUA